Molecule: messenger RNA, 1717 nt
Organism: Sciurus carolinensis (gray squirrel)
Lineage: Eukaryota; Metazoa; Chordata; Mammalia; Rodentia; Sciuridae
Gene: Degs2
Product: delta 4-desaturase, sphingolipid 2
Exons: 3
Coding region: 476-1447 (323 amino acids)
Biological process (GO): sphinganine metabolic process; ceramide biosynthetic process
Cellular component (GO): membrane
Molecular function (GO): sphingolipid delta-4 desaturase activity
Source: RefSeq, a predicted model, not a curated record
GCGGGCACCAUUUCAGGCUCCUCCGUGCGGGCAGGGGCAGCAGGAGUCCGAGAUCCAAAUGCAAAGGGGUGCGGACCAAGGAGAGAACUGGUGCUCAGCUUUGAGGCCCCACUACUAGUUCCGGGCGAGCCAGGAGGGGAGAAAGAGUGUGCGCUCCGGGGCGACGCGGCCGGCGGGUGGCAGCGGGCGUCGUCCCGCGAGGAGUGAUCCAGGGACGCCGCUGGAUCGCGCGGCCCCGCCGGCCCCCAGGUGCACGCACAGCCCCCUUUUCCAGCCGAGGCAACCGAGGCUCCGAGAGCCACCGCGGCCCACCCAGGCGGAGCCACCCGGGCGCCGCCCGAACCCAUCUGCACCGCGGAGGGCACCCGGCCCCGCCCCGCCGCGGCCCCGCCCGGGUACCCGAAGUAGCCGGCGCCGCGCGGGCGCCGCGACAGGUGGAGCGGAUCGGAGCCUGCGCCGCGCUCCGGGCCCCACCAUGGGCAACCGCGCGGGCCGCAGCGACUUCGAGUGGGUCUACACCGACCAGCCGCACACGCAGCGGCGCAAGGAGAUGCUGGCCAAGUACCCGGCCAUCAAGGACCUGAUGCGGCCAGACCCGCAGCUCAAGUGGACGGUGACGGGGCUUGUGCUGGCGCAGCUGCUGGCCUGCUGGCUGGUGAGGGGGCUGGCCUGGCGCUGGCUCUUCUUCUGGGCCUACGCCUUCGGCGGCUGCGUGAACCACUCCCUGACGCUGGCCAUCCACGACAUCUCCCACAACACGGCCUUCGGCACCGGCCAGCCUGCCCGAAACCGCUGGUUCGCCAUCUUCGCCAACCUGCCCAUGGGCGUGCCCUAUGCCGCCUCCUUCAAGAAGUACCACGUGGACCACCACCGCUACCUGGGCGGCGACGGGCUGGACGUGGACAUCCCCACGCGCCUGGAGGGCUGGCUCUUCUGCACGCCGGCCCGCAAGCUGCUCUGGCUGGCCCUGCAGCCCUUCUUCUACUCGCUGCGGCCGCUCUGUGUGCACCCCAAGGCCGUGACCCGCAUGGAGGUGCUCAACACGCUGGUGCAGCUGCUGUUCGAUGCCGCCAUCCUCGCGCUCUGGGGGGUCAAGCCCGUGGCCUACCUGCUGGCCAGCUCCCUCCUGGGCCUGGGCCUGCACCCCAUCUCGGGCCACUUUGUGGCCGAGCACUACAUGUUCCUCAAGGGCCACGAGACCUACUCCUACUACGGGCCGCUCAACCGCAUCACCUUCAACGUGGGCUACCACGUGGAGCACCACGACUUCCCCAGCAUCCCGGGCUGCAACCUGCCCCUGGUGCGGAAGAUCGCGCCGGAGUACUACGACCACCUGCCGCAGCACCACUCGUGGGUGAAGGUGCUCUGGGACUUCGUGUUUGAGGACUCCCUGGGGCCCUAUGCCAGGGUGAAGCGGGUGUGCAAGCUGGCGGAGGACCGCCUGUGAGCCCUGCCGGCCGCACAGCGUGGCGGGCCCCAGGCUGGCUGGGCUGCACUGAUCCCUGUACCCCAGGCUGCUGCUCGUGUCCCCAGGCCCUGCCAUCGGCAGCUCCGCCUGUCCACAGGGUGCAGGCUGUGUCCUGGGGCAGCGUGGUCUGCACAGGGACUCAGAGGACCAGGCCUGCCUGCCACCUGGGCCAGGGCUCUGGCCUGUGGUCCUCGCCGAGCUGACUGCUGUGGAUUCUUGUGCCCCAAAUUAAAGGAGCGUUUGUUUUCA